CUUGAUGAAACAUAUGAUUGCUUUCAGUUUAUUAAUUACCAUGAAUAAAUUUGUAAUAAAUUAUUCAAAGUAAAAAUAUAAAAAAAAUGUAUAUAAAAUCGAAUAUUCCAAAAUUAUUAAUUAUUUUAACAACUACUAUUUCAAUAUUUAAAUCGGAGAAACAUUGUUCAUUUUGGGAAAAAUAUAUUCUAUGGCACGAUUGCAGUCAUGACAAAAACCAAACAACACACUGUACAUAUUUUCAACGAUUCGUGUCUUGGGAUAAUGAGUGUUCACCAGGAGCUGAUCCACCUCACCCUAGUAAAUGUACUGAAUUGGAAACUGUUUUAAUGAAAAAAGAAUACUGCGAGUAUAAUCCUGAUGAAUUUUUAGAUGUACCACAAAUUAUUGCUAGACAUGGAUACAAAUCUGAAACACACGAGGUAAUUACACAAGAUGGUUAUAUUUUAGAAUUACAUAGAAUUCCAAAUUUAAAAGAACAAGCACAACCUGUGUUUUUACAACAUGGAUUAUUUGGGAGCAGUGCUGAUUGGUUGCUAAAUGGAAACGACUCUAUUGCAUUUCUGUUAGUCGAUCAUGGAUAUGAUGUAUGGAUGGGAAAUUCAAGAGGUAACACUUAUUCUGAUGGCCACAACUCGUAUCCAAAUCAUAACCCGUUAUACUGGAAUUUCAGCUUUCACGAAAUGGGAGUGAACGAUUUAGAUAAAGUUAUCAUGUACAUAGUUUUUGUCACAAAAUUGCCUGGUGAACUUAUUUACAUGGGCUAUUCCACUGGAGCAAUGUUAGGGUUUAUAUAUUCAACAACAAUGCCAAUAUCCGAACGACUUAUCAAACUCAUAGUUGCAAUUAGUCCUUCCGUUUAUCCAUCACAUUUGACGUCACCCAUAAAAUAUUUAGCACCUUUUAUUGAUGAUUCAAAGUGGGUAAUGGAGAACCUAGGAAUGCACCAAUUUUUGCCUAAAAACAAAAUUUUAGAAUUGCUCUCAAUGCAUUGUCGAUUACUAGGUAUUCAAAAAAUAGUUUGUGAUAACUUCAUUUUUUCCAUUUUCGGAUACAGCGAAGAAGAAUUUAACGUACCAAUGUUGCCGAUUCUUUUAAGUAAGAUGCCCAGUGGAGUAUCAACCAAGACGAUUUCUCAGUUUGUUCAAAGUAUAAAACGUGGUGGCACUUUUCAAAGGUUUGAUCAUGGUGAAGAUUUAAAUUAUAAGCUAUAUGGAACCAAACGUCCUCCAAAAUACGAUUUAAAAAAAGUAAAAACACCUGUCUAUAUUAUAUAUUCAAUGUACGAUUGGUUCAGCAAUCAUACUGAUGUCCUGCAUCUAGCCAAUCAUUUGCGACAUGUUGUAGAAGCCUAUAAGGUGGAUAAAAAUCAUUUUGGCUAUUUAGAUUUUCUCUUUGGAAAAGAAUUGGUACAAUUGGUUAUCCAGCCCAUAUUACAGGUUCUAGAACUAUUUAAAAUUAAUACUACUUAUAAAAUAAACGUGGAUGAUGAAGAUGAUGAUGAUGAUUAUGAUCCAGAAAAUUAUGAUGAUGAAUAUGAGUAAGAUUCUGGCGCAGCAACCGCUAAUACUUCUAAUUGUUCGGGAUGAUUAUAAAAUUGAAUAAAGG
Messenger RNA from Psylliodes chrysocephalus, 1608 nucleotides. The record is from the annotation of a GenBank genome assembly. Lineage: Eukaryota; Metazoa; Arthropoda; Insecta; Coleoptera; Chrysomelidae.